AUGAAUAUGCUAUCGAAUGAGUACGCUUUGAGUGUUCAACAGUUAUUUUGCUUGCUAGUUGGUUUGGGUUUUGCUUGGUGCUCUCUAAAUGGAGGCAGGUGUGAAAUGGCGGCUGGUAAAAUAGCACAAGACCUGUGCCAGUGUAGAUUAGGAUUAAAGUCCAUAGAGCCAAUAAUUAACCCAAUGACACCAAAGGAUGCGGUCGAAAAGGUGCGAGAGAUAAUGCGGCUAGAUUUAAGUGACACAGAUACUGGUGGUAUCGAUGAUGUUCCAGUUGAAUACGAAUGCAGUGGCAGGGAAAAGGUAUCAACCUGCCCGAUCGUAUAUUAUACUGGUAAGAGAGAACCGCAUGUAAUCCCCAAAGGACCCACAGACAGCUCUUCAAAUACUAUUGCAAGUGAAAUGCAAGAAGUAAAUGACACACCCGCAUCGACAAAGCACCCUCAAAAGAUACCGGUGAGGUCAGCACAAGAAAUAAGAAACAGCACAGGCAAAUGUGUAGACGAUGGUCUGGAGAGAACAAAUAUUAGUCCUAUGUCAGAAUGGCCGAUGCCAGUGGAUGAGCAAGUGUAUCUCUAUGACCUUCUCUUGCACAAAGACAACACUUUAACCAACGCCGAGAAAGUCGCCGAACUCCAGAAGUGCUUCCUGGUGUGCUCAAGCCAAUCUGCUGUGGGAAAGUUUGAACUAACCGCUCGCCAAUCAUUCUGUCUUUAUGACAUCCACGUAAAUAGUCGCUGGACCGACCAAGAUCUGACAAAUCUACUGACAACCUUAACCAAGUUCAGCAAAAUUGAACUUGAUGUGCUGAUUUGCUUAAGGCUUUGUAAGACCCCAUUCGCUCUCCAGAUAUUGGCCCAACUCCUAGCGACAAUUACCCAACCAGCAUCUUGUCUCGUCCCAUUUAUUCCCAUCUGCCUAUCUUCAAGUACUUCAACAAGAGAGGCGAGCACUCUAUCACCCGAAGAAGAGGAUCUACAAAUGCAGUUCCUCCAGAAACUUAAGAAAGUCGAUAAAUCACGAUAUGCGCUAGACUUAAAGAUCUUAAAUCUCACCCGCCCUUUUCUGAGACUCUUCUGGCCAGUGCUAACCCAAUUCAGAAUAUACUCCUUAGCCUUAGAUAAACCCUACAUUACAGAGUUAGACUUCUUCGACCAAAUUAACUGGGAAGAUACCUACAGGACUGAGAUACAAGUCGAGGAGCCUAAUACUAUCAUCGCCUUCCAAGUCCCGCGCAGUUACCAUGUAGACAGAAGAACGCCAGUAUGCACUUAUCUAUACAUCGGCACAAGCAAAGACUAUCACCAAGCUCUAGAUAGCCCCACCAAUAUUAUCCUUAAUCUUAGAGGAUAUUUCCAACCAAACGGCUUGGGCAAGACUCCAUGGGAGCAUAACAAACUAUCUUUGUCCUUUGACCUUCUACUCUCUUAUGUCACCUUCGGCCUUGCCAGGACAGAGCACACCAAUGUGCUCAGAAUAACGAACGUCCCUCUUGGCUUUACCUAUAAACAUGCCGAGGCCAUGCAGAAACGCCUGGUUGAACAGCAUCCAAAACGGCCACAUUAUAACACAUCGGUUGAUUCUACUAGCACAGAACAGACUAGUCACUAUCUUAAAUUCAAUCAUAUAAAUAUCAUCCAAGCCAAUGACCAAAACAGUUCCGUCCUAACCUCAGGCGAAAAGAGUAUGUUACUGGCCAGCUUCCCGAGAAUAACAUAUGACGAGCAAUACUAUGUAUGUGGUGUGGAGAACCCCGAAAUCAAGAACAACACGUCACUACUGACAAGAAACGACAGCAAGUGCACUGUAGUCUGA
This is a messenger RNA of Nematocida homosporus, 1815 nucleotides long. RefSeq lists its product as uncharacterized. Lineage: Eukaryota; Fungi; Microsporidia. The transcript has a single exon. Bases 1 to 1815 code for a protein of 604 amino acids. The record is from RefSeq and is a predicted model, not a curated record.